AUGGACCAGCAGCAGGACCAGAGUCAGUCCUCAUACCAGGAGACCCCAGGAACACCACCUCGCCCGCCUUAUUCCCCGGUAACACCGGUAUUCGCCCAUCUUGCACCUGUCACCUCCAACGAGCCAAGAAUUGUCCCGCCACCAGCAUCUCCCUCUCCGACACCACCAAUCCAUCAUUCUCAAAGCAGAUUCUCAGGCUACGAAUCUCCUCCACAUCCAGCAAAUCCCCCAGUCUUUAAACCUCAACCCCCUCCAGUACCGAUUUCGGAGAGUGAGAACCCCGAUGCCAUCGCACUUCGUUCCGCUAUCUCUAUCCUGCAAAUGCAGAAGCAACAAAGUCUGCGCGAUAUCCAGACACUGGAUCGCAUGAAAGAGACCGCAGGUGCUGAUCCAGAAGGGUUUGCGCGCGAGUUGGCAGCCGGACGGUUGAAGACCGAGGACCACGGGGCUGUGAUCCAAUUCUCCGAAGACGACGCAAUGGAAGACGGCGCCGCAGACUCAAAACGCACAAAUGCAGAUGGAUCACCCGCAUCCAAAUUUGGUCGUAUUCCCGCUCCGCAGAAUGUUGUGCGCAUGCCCCCGAUCAAUUGGGCCAAGUACCAGGUUAUUGGUGAACCACUCGACCGCAUGCACGAGGAGCAACUAUACCGACCGACUCCCGGUGAACCCAGACGUGAACGUGCACCAGAGCAUGUCCUCGCCUCACCCUAUCGACCACUGGUAGAUCACUUGGAGACGCCCUCCCGACUUGGUCGUCCCAGCAAGACCAAAAAGACGUGA
Messenger RNA from Penicillium canescens, 780 nucleotides. RefSeq lists its product as uncharacterized. The coding region runs from base 1 to 780 and encodes 259 amino acids. The transcript has a single exon. Lineage: Eukaryota; Fungi; Ascomycota; Eurotiomycetes; Eurotiales; Aspergillaceae. The record is from RefSeq and is a predicted model, not a curated record.